AUGGCGGCCCUAAACGCGUUGCCCGUCGUCGCUCAAACCUCGAAUGCGCUUGACGCGUCAACCCUCACCAACGCGAAAGCAUUGAAGUCCCGCUCAUGUGCCCUCAACAGCGGCUGCUUCGGCGAGCGCGUCGCUAAGGACGCGUCGCUGAGAGCCAUCAGCGGGAAAGCCGCUCUUUCCGGCCUCGUAAAGGCGCACAAGACUGGCCGAAGCGGCGUUGCGUGCGCCUCGCUAGACCCUCCCAAGGCUGUUAGCGCGGACGCGCCGCCGGCCUUCACGGCGUGGGGCGAUGAUGCGCUGAACCCCGCCGGGAAGCGCACGGAUAUCAAGAAGAUCAUGAUCCUGGGCGCUGGACCCAUUGUGAUUGGCCAGGCCUGCGAGUUCGACUAUUCUGGGACCCAGGCGUGCAAGGCGCUGAAGGAGGAGGGGUACGAGGUGAUACUGAUCAACUCCAACCCCGCCACCAUCAUGACGGACCCCGGCACCGCCGAUCGCACCUACGUCGCUCCCAUGACGCCCGAACUCGUGGAGCAGGUGAUUGCCAACGAGCGCCCCGACGCGCUGCUCCCCACCAUGGGCGGGCAGACGGCGCUGAACCUGGCGGUGGCGCUGUCGGAGCGCGGCACGCUCGACAAGUACGGCGUGGAGCUGAUCGGCGCGAAGCUGGACGCCAUCAACAAGGCGGAGGACCGCGACCUCUUCAAGCGCGCCAUGGACAAGCUUGGCAUCAAGAGCCCCAAGUCCGGCACUGCCAAUACGCUGCAGGAGUGUUUCGAGAUCGCGCGUUACAUUGGCGACUACCCGCUGAUCAUCCGCCCGGCGUUCACGCUGGGCGGGUCGGGAGGCGGCAUUGCGUACAACGAGGAGGAGUUUGAAACCAUCUGCAAGGCCGGGCUCAGCGCCAGUGCCACGUCACAGGUGCUGAUCGACAAGUCGCUGCUGGGGUGGAAGGAGUACGAGCUGGAGGUGAUGCGCGACCUGGCGGACAACGUGGUCAUCAUCUGCUCCAUCGAAAAUAUCGACCCCAUGGGCGUGCACACCGGCGACUCCAUCACCGUCGCUCCCGCUCAGACCCUGACUGACAAGGAGUACCAGCGCCUGCGUGACUACUCAGUGGCGAUUAUCCGUGAGAUCGGAGUGGAGUGCGGGGGCUCCAACGUGCAGUUCGCCAUCAACCCCAAGGACGGCGAGGUCGUGGUGAUCGAGAUGAACCCGCGUGUGUCGCGCUCCUCGGCGCUGGCGUCCAAGGCCACGGGCUUCCCCAUCGCCAAGAUGGCCGCCAAGCUCUCCGUUGGCUACACUCUGGACCGCAUUCCCAACGAUAUCACCAAGAAGACCCCUGCGAGCUUCGAGCCAUCCAUUGACUACGUGGUCACCAAGAUCCCGCGCUUCGCAUUCGAGAAGUUCCCAGGCUCCGAGCCCACGCUCACCACCCAAAUGAAGUCCGUCGGCGAGGCCAUGGCCAUCGGCCGCACCUUCCAGGAAAGCUUCCAAAAGGCGCUCCGGUCCCUCGAGACCGGGCACUGGGGGUGGGGGUGCGAGCCGGUGAAGCAGCUGGAGUGGUCCCUGGACGACCUGAAAUAUUCCAUGCGCGUGCCCAACCCCGACCGCAUGUACGCCAUCUAUGCUGCCAUGAAGCGCGGCAUGAGCCAGCGGCAGGUGCAGCAGCUGACGAGCAUGGACCCGUGGUAUCUGUCGCAGAUGGGGGAGCUGCUAGAGGUGGAGGAUUUUAUGGGCAAGCUGGAUGGGAACCUGCGUGCGCUCACCAAGGACGACAUGCAGCAGAUCAAGCGCCGCGGGUACAGCGACCGGCAGAUUGCAUUCGCGCUAAAGAGCACGGAGGAGGAGGUGAGGAGCUACAGGCUGGAGCUGGGCGUGGUGCCGGCGUUCAAGCGCGUGGACACGUGCGCGGCGGAGUUUGAAGCGAUGACGCCGUACCAGUACUCGUCGUAUGAUGAGGAGAACGAGGGCCAGCCCGAUGCGGAGCGCAAGGUGCUCAUUCUCGGCGGCGGGCCGAACCGCAUCGGGCAGGGGAUUGAGUUUGACUACUGCUGCUGCCACGCGUCCUUUGCGCUGCAGGCUGCAGGGUUUGAAACAAUCAUGAUGAACAGCAACCCGGAGACUGUCUCUACAGACUAUGACACGUCCAACCGGCUCUACUUUGAGCCGCUGACAGUGGAGGAUGUGAUCAACGUCAUCAACCUGGAGCGCCCCGAUGGGAUUAUCGUGCAGUUCGGAGGGCAGACGCCUCUGAAGCUCGCCGUGCCGAUCCAGAGGUAUCUUGAGAAGACGCAGCUGCAGGCGGCGAGCGGGGCCGGCCCGGUGCGCAUCUGGGGGACGUCCCCGGAUUCGAUUGACGCGGCGGAGGAUAGGAAGCGGUUUGAGGCGAUGCUGAACGAGCUGGGGAUCAACCAGCCGCCCGGGGGGAUUGCACGCAGCGAGGAGGAUGCGCUGGCGGUGGCGAAGCGCGUGGGGUAUCCGGUGGUGGUGCGCCCGUCGUAUGUGCUGGGAGGGCGGGCCAUGGAGAUUGUGUAUAACGACGCGGCGCUGCAGAAGUACCUGGUGACGGCUGUUGAGGUGGACCCUGAGAGGCCCGUGCUGGUUGACAAGUACCUCUCGAACGCCACAGAGUUGGAUGUGGACUGCUUGGCGGACAGCACGGGUGCAGUGACCAUAGGCGGCAUCAUGGAGCACAUAGAGCAGGCGGGCGUGCACUCUGGCGACUCUGCUUGCUCCCUGCCCACCCAGACCAUCUCAGAGGAUGCUCUAGCCACCAUCCGCGACUGGACCACCCGCCUUGCUCGCAAGCUGAACGUGGUGGGUCUGAUGAACUGCCAGUACGCAGUCAUGCCAACAGGCGAGGUCUACAUCAUCGAGGCCAACCCCCGCGCCUCCCGCACCGUGCCCUUCGUGGCCAAGGCCAUCGGCCACCCGCUCGCCAAGUACGCGUCCCUCGUCAUGGCGGGGAAGACCCUGCAAGAGCUGGGCUUCGACAAGGAGGUGAUCCCCAACCACGUGUCGGUGAAGGAAGCCGUGUUGCCCUUUGACAAGUUCCCCGGCUGUGACGUGCUGCUGGGCCCGGAGAUGCGGUCCACCGGGGAGGUCAUGGGGUUGGACGCCACGUUUGCGAAGGCGUUUUUAAAGGCGCAGGUGGCGGCGAAUCAGCGGCUGCCAACUGGCGGGUCGGUGUUUGUGAGCCUGAACGAUCUGACCAAGGAGAGCGGCGUGGAGGUGGCCAAGAGCUUUGUGGAUCUGGGGUUCAAGAUACUGGCCACUGAGGGCACGGCCAACGUGCUGGAGAAUGCGGGCAUUGAGGUGGAGAGAGUUCUCAAGCUGCACGAGGGGCGCCCCCACGCUGCUAUGCAAUCCUCUCCCUUGUUUUCCUCCCCACCACCAGGCGAUCUGGUGUCCAACGGGCAGAUCCAGCUGCUGGUGAUCACCUCAGCGGGCGAUGCGCUGGACCAGAAGGACGGGCGGCUGCUGCGCCGCACAGCGCUGGGCAAGAAGGUGCCCAUCAUCACCACCAUGGCCUCUGCUCGUGCCACCGUCAAGGCCAUCCGCGGGUUGAUUGAGUCGCCGAUCGAGAUGAAGGCCCUGCAGGAUUAUUAUGUUGCUGGGAGCAAGGAGGCUAUUGCUGAUGCUGCUGCCACCGCUGCUGCUGCGGCGGCAGUGAGUCGGUAA
Molecule: messenger RNA, 3681 nt
Organism: Closterium sp. Naga37s-1
Lineage: Eukaryota; Viridiplantae; Streptophyta; Zygnematophyceae; Desmidiales; Closteriaceae
Source: the annotation of a GenBank genome assembly